This is a messenger RNA of Cylas formicarius (sweet potato weevil), 3921 nucleotides long. It is a transcript of the gene Usp15-31, whose product is annotated as ubiquitin carboxyl-terminal hydrolase 31. Gene Ontology annotation, molecular function: cysteine-type deubiquitinase activity. The record is from RefSeq and is a predicted model, not a curated record. Gene Ontology annotation, biological process: protein deubiquitination. The coding region runs from base 381 to 3206 and encodes 941 amino acids. Lineage: Eukaryota; Metazoa; Arthropoda; Insecta; Coleoptera; Brentidae. The transcript is spliced from 6 exons.
GCUUGGUAUAGCUUCCAGUGCUUUCAGUUUCACUCAAUUGAAGCAAGCUUGGUUGCCUAAGUAUGCACUUUCCAACCAGUGUUGUCACUUGGCAAUUUUGACCCGAACUUCGCCGCGGUAUAGAAACGCGGAAGCGGAUGUACAAAUGACACUAACACAACGAAAUCGAAAGCAAGAGUCAAUUGAUUGUUAACUUGGUUUCUGAUCAUAAUGAAACCUUUUCGCCCGUAGCGGUGGCAACGCCGUCGAACCUACAUUCUUUUGACAAAUGGCUGACGUCCGUGUCAGUGUUGGUUAGUGUUGCGUUUGUCGGGAGCGAAUUUGCAUUUUCUCCAUUCAUCAACGAUAAUGAAGCCCCGGAUAUGAUGUAGUUGUUUAUUAUGUGUGAUAUUGCAUUCUCGAAAUCGAAAUCGGACGGUGAGCUAUUAAACUGCGACGAAAUGACCCUCGAGACCAACGAGCCUUCUGUGUUGAAAAGGACGUUUACACUGCCCAGGAACCCCUUUAAUUCCGUCCGGUCCUCGAAAAGGAGAAUCAAAACGUUGGAAAAUAACGUUACCGAGAUUAUCGUCAACGGCGAUGUCGAAAAGAACAACAGACGAGUGUUUAGGCGGCCGUCGAUACGAAAAUUCAUUAACAAAAUCGCGCAGCAUAUCGGGCCUGUACCAGGAAUCAACCAAAACUUGGAUAAUAUCCGGGUACCGCCCGUGGGGUUCCAAACGUGGGGUCCGGACGAUAUCCCCGGCGUGACGGGUCUAGACAACCACGGCAACACUUGUUUCAUAAACGCGGUGUUGCAGUGCAUCUCGCACACGGACGUGCUGGCCGAAUACUUUGUUCUCGAUAAAUACAAAAUCGAUUUGUCGCGCCGGAACAAAUUAAACUCGAAAAAGUUCGGGACCAGGGGCGAGGUCACCGAACAGUUGGCUCGCGUGCUCAAAGCGUUGUGGGCUUGUCAAUACAGCCCCGAGAUCACAUUGAGCUUCAAACACGUCGUCGGUAGACACUCGUUGCAAUACAAGGGCACCCAACAGCACGACGCGUUGGAAUUCUUGCAGUGGCUGCUCGAUAAGGUGCACGAAGACUUGAAUACGGCUUCGAAGAAGAAAUACAAGUCGAUAAAGACCGCGGGCCGACCGGACGAGGUGAUAGCCGCCGAAACGUUGGAGAACUACAAGCGGUGCAACAACUCGUUCAUCCAAGGCAUAUUCCAAGCUCAGUACCGGUCCUCGUUGAGCUGCUCCCGGUGCCGCACCCAAUCGAACACCUUCGACCCGUUCCAGUGCAUAUCGGUGCAACUGCCCCAGUUCCACAAGCAGAGCGUCUACGUCACGGUGGUCUACACGUCUCAGCAGCCUCGUCAAGUGCAGAUCGGGCUCAGCUUGCCGUCCGCGGCUAGCGUGGGCGAGCUGAGAGAGAUACUCCAGUCGGACACCUCGAUAGAGAAGGAGAACAUGCUGCUGACCGAAAUUGGGGAAACGGGGUUCAUGAGGACCUUUAACGACAACCAGUCGAUCAAUGUGAUAUCGGAAAUCGAUCCCGUGUACUGCAUCGAAACCGCCCAGCUGAAGGAGAGGCAGGAGGACAUCACCAGCCCCUACGUGUUGCUCUGUUGGAUCAACGCCGUGAUGGUGGGCGGAGAAAUGCAACGUUUCGGCAGCCCUUACACCAUGCAGGUGUCGCGGGAGACGGAUUACGACGACCUGCAGAAGCUGUUGUUGAAGGAGAUGGCGCCCAUCUUGCACGACGACAUUUUGACGGCAUCCCAAACUAGGGGGAUAUUCAAAAUUCGUAUAUUCGACUCGGCUUGGAACGAUAACGAGCCGCCGUCCUACCUGGAGCCGGACCUGGAGCAUCCGUUGUUCAUGGAGGCCGUGGACCAAUCGUUGGCCCUCUGCAGCGAAGACGGCAGUCCGCAACAUCUGAAGCUGAUACUCGAGUGGACGAUCGACUCGAAGGCGAUCGUCAUAGCCGACGAUUGCGACGCCGUCGAGGAGCACUCGAGCGUGAAAAAUCUACGGGCGCAAGCGUUGCAGGGCGGCGCCCCGCUCACGCUCGAGGAGUGCCUGAGAGAUUACACGGGCGCGGAAACUUUGACCGACACGUGGAGGUGUUCGCAUUGCCGCCAGUACCAGCCGGUGGUGAAGACGUUGGACGUGUGGUCUUUGCCGGACAUCUUGAUCGUCCACUUUAAACGAUUCAGGCAGCAGAGCGCUCGUGGGGGGAACUCGACCAAACUGACUACGAUGGUCGACUUCCCGGUGUACAACUUCGACAUGUCGCCCCACCUGGCGAGCAAACGGAACCCCGCCCACCUGCAGGACGGCGACGUCAUCAUCAACAACGGCUGGUCACCGUGGAAACGGACGCGCAAACAGUCCCAGUCAAACGACAACAUGUACGACCUCUACGCGGUGUGCUACCACCACGGCACCGACCUGGAGACCGGCCAUUACACCGCCGCUUGCAAGAACCCGUACGACAACAACUGGUAUCUGUACGACGAUUCCAAGGUCCUUAACUUGAGUAGGGACGCGAACGACGUCAGCCCGCUACUGGUCAACAACAGCGCGUACAUCCUGUUCUACCAGCGGCGGAACGGGAUCUACGCGAGCUCGAGCUCCAACAAUAGCUCGGCGGCGAGUACCAGCUCGGUGGGUUCCGGUAACGACCACUGGGUAACGAGGAUGCCGCGUUUCCUACCUCCAAAACCCGUCAAACCGGAAAAGUCGGUUACGGUUAAGGAGGAGCCGAAAAUCAUCGAGUCGGUCGCGUCUGACAAGGAGGCGGAGCCGAGAAAAGACGAGGUCGCGUUACGUAACAGCCAGAACGCCCUCUACAGCAGCCGGAAGUCGCUCGAGAUCAAGGUGGCGGAGAACCUGAGGAACUCGCCGACGUUGAGCUUGAAUCUGAGCCGUUCGCCGUCCGAUUGCAACCCCAAGAGGCCGCCCGUCUACACCACCAGCAUAUACAUAAACUCCACCGGCGGCGGUGGAGGUGGCAACAUCAACGCGUCGCCGGUACUGAGCUGCCUUCGGGUGGAGGGACUGAAACAGGAGGAAGUGGAACGGAGGAGAGAGACGUACAGUACGACUGCGGCCGUGCACCGCCACUCUGAUACCGAGAAGAUGUCGCCGAAGGCGGACGUUGAUCGGAUAUCGCCGCAACCACUGAAGAAGCUCGUCCCGUCGCAGCAGUCCUUAUAAUACAUACUGUUCUUCACUGUACAUAAUUAAUCCUACCACAUUUCGAAGGUGGUAGUUUUUGUUUGCCUCAUUGUUUUCGGUACGUUUGAACUACUCGGUUUAAUUUAGGAUGAGAAGCACCCGUUCCGUUUGCCCAAAACAAUUGAAAUUAUCUCCGCUAAAGCAGAAUUUAUUAUUUUUAUUUUGUUUCAAUUUUUUUUUAACAUAUAUUUUAUUUAUUGCGAGAAGAGAAUAUUUUAUUAUAGGUAUAUCAUAUAUCGGUCGAGCGGUGAAACAGUGAUAUUAUCUGUUGCGUUGUUUUUUUUUUAGUUGUCCGGGUCGCGUAUCAGCACCUUUAGGUUUUAUGUGUUACAGUAAAGUAGUUUGGAACGCGCAAAAUUUUAAUAAAUAACCCCCCCCCCCCCCCAGGAGUGCCAAACGCGUAAGCCCGCCCAUGGCGUUCCGAACGACCCGCAAAAAUCGUGCAUUUAAAAAAUAUAUAUUAAAGUCUACACUGCUGCUACUACUAAUUAGGAUCAUACGUGUAAAAACUGUAAAACAAAAAUGGUUUUCAUAUGUUUUUUGUAAUAUUUGUAUAAUGAAGCUCCAAAAAAGACUCGAGAUAGUAUUGUAACAUGUAAAACACGCGUGCCUUAAAACCUUUGAAAUGUUCUGUUAUGUUAUGUACAACAUGAAAAAUCUGAAUAAAAAAUUCGCAUCGGAAACUUCCGUAUUU